AUGGGGAAAUUUUCAGACCUUGCCAUUUUUUACUUGGUCUUCCUUUUAAAUUUUUGCCUCUACAAAAAGGGCGUCCAAGGUUACGGUGUGGCCAAUGGGGCAACGCCCAAUUUUAGGAGUGGCGCCUCGAAUAAUGAUCACGGUGAACAGAGGACAAAGACGUUAAACAGAAGCAACGGAACUCAUCAUAACGUCGGCACCCUCGCUAGGCGUUAUCACGGGGCAGUGCUGGGCUCGACGGGGGCAUCCAACUUGGGAAAUUCACUCAUAAGGGGGAACGCCGAUGGAGGGUCUGGUACCACAGGAGGGACUACUACCACGAGUAGUGAUAGAAGUCCUACACCCAGUUCGGAGAGUAGCGGCUCGUUAACCGGAACGCUGGCGCGGUUCUUUAUAAACGCUAUAAUUAAGCCAACCGUAAACUUGGUCGUAGCGACGGAACAACCGCAGGCACAAGAACCAGUACCAACUCCCCAAUCCCCCAGUGUAACCCCUCCGCGAGAAGCAGAAUCCAACACCCUGAUUGACAAUAAAAAACUCAAGCUAGAACGUGACCAGGAAGCGCAAAAAUCGGUGAAUGACGUGCAGGAAGAGGUUCAGGACGAAAAUUACGAUGAUGGCGACGAUAACCGUGUGGACGAGGACACAGACGAGGGCACUGGCGAGGGCAUUGACGACAACACUGACGAAGAUGCCGAUGAAGAAAUUGUAUAUCGAUAUGACAGUGAAGAAGAAGCAAAAAUAAACAUGGAGGAACAAGGAUUUAAUUCCUUAGUGAAUGAUGAAACUAUACACAUGAUUCAUUUUCAAGAAUAUACAGACGUUGAGGAGGGGAAAGAAAAAGUUGAAGAGUUGGUUCAGUACAUGACAAAUUCGUUCAAGGAAAAUGAGCAGCUUGUGGAUACGCUUAACGAUUUCUCAGAUGAUAUAAUUAUGUAUUUGCAGAAAUGA
Plasmodium cynomolgi strain B is the source of this 951-nucleotide messenger RNA. RefSeq lists its product as hypothetical. The transcript has 2 exons. The record is from RefSeq and is a predicted model, not a curated record. Lineage: Eukaryota; Apicomplexa; Aconoidasida; Haemosporida; Plasmodiidae. The coding region runs from base 1 to 951 and encodes 316 amino acids.